AUGUCUAUACUAGAGCAAAAGAGAUCAGCCCAAGAAGACAUUGAAAACUUAGAAAAAGCUAUAGUAAAAGCUCUAUUUUUAAAAUCACAAAGCCCAAAAUACGCUGUCUUAGCAGAUUUCAUGAUAAAAGAAUUCCUCGAAGAAAUUCAAUCAAAAAGCGCAAAAGCACUAAAAAUUUACCAAGACGAAGACGGAUUCAGAAAAAACGAAAUCCAAUUCUUAGAAGGCUGCAGAGAAGCUGAAGACGCAACAGGAAAUAAAUCAUUAGAUGUAUGGACUAACUUUUACGAAAAGCUCAAUGAAAUCAGAGAUUACCAUGACCGAUUUACACCCUAUGGAACCCCUGCUGAAAAUCAUGAUGAUAACUGAUAUUUUCUUCAUGCGCUGGAUGACCGAUCAAAAAUUCCAAAGUUUUCAGGCCCAGAAGGGAACGGCCGAUUUGUGGAUUUACAUAACUUAUAUAUAGAUUUUAUUAAUCUCAAGAAGCUCAAUAAGAAUAAUCCAAGACUACGAAUUACACUGGACUAUCUUACAUAUUUGUCCACAUUUGACCAAUUUCAUACUAUUCCAAUAUCUUGUAAAGAUAAUCAGUAUAAAAAGUAUCUGGAAAACUUAUUGGAUUAUCUAAAAUACUUUUUUAACAGAACACAACCACUUCUUAACAUUUCUCAGCUUGAAGACCAACAUCGAAGAGACUUUCAAGCUCGAUGGGAAAGCAGAUCUAUCAAAGGGUGGGAAAAGCUGCCUAAGAAGCAUGAAUUAAAGACAGACCCCCUUUUCUGCCUUCCCUGCAACAAGCUGUUUACCAACAAAAACGUUUACAAAGCUCACAAAACAGGAGCAAAGCAUAGAAAAGCUGCAGAAAACAUCGCAGAGCUUAUAGAUCGUACAGAUGAAAGUGAAGAAAUAAAGCACUACCAAGAAGUCGCUUCUUUAGAAUGCUUCAUUUCAAGACUUCGAGAAACUCUAGGCGAUACAGUGGAAGAUACCAUGAAUAACAUUAGGAAAAAACAAACAAGGACAGCUGAAGAACUUGCAGCCCAAAUCUAUGAAUCUGAUGAAGAAGAGGAGCCUUUUUCUCUCCCUGUUGAAGAAUUGAAAAAAAAAUCGGAAAACAAAGAAAAAGAAGAAAGCAGUUCAUCAGAAGACGAGCGGCCUGCUUAUAACCCUCUUAAUCUGCCAAUAGGAUAUGAUGGAAAGCCAAUACCUUACUGGCUUUAUAAGCUGCAAGGAUUAAAUGUGGAAUAUAAAUGCGAAAUAUGUGGAAAUUACUCGUAUUGGGGCAGAAGAGCCUUUGAAAGACAUUUUCAGGAGUGGAGACAUGCAUAUGGAAUGAGAUGUCUGAGGAUCCCUAAUACUAUGCACUUUAGAGAGGUUACAAAGAUUGAUGAAGCUAUCACUUUGCACAAAAAAUUAAUCGAGGACCAUAAGCUGGAUUUGUUUAGGGCAGAUGAAGAGGAGGAAUUUGAAGAUUCUCAAGGGAAUGUGAUGAGCAAGAAAAAGUUUACUGAUCUUAAAAGACAAGGAUUGGCCUAA
This is a messenger RNA of Blepharisma stoltei, 1536 nucleotides long. The record is from the annotation of a GenBank genome assembly. Lineage: Eukaryota; Ciliophora; Heterotrichea; Heterotrichida; Blepharismidae.